AUGGAAAAUCAGUUUUCGGAUUCGUUGGCUGAGAUGGGUGAGCAGGUCUUUCGAGACGAUAUUUUGAUGGAGAUUUUCACUCGAACAGACCCGAAGAUGGCGGCGAGAUGCAGAACCGCAAGCACAACUUGGCAUGUCCGACUGUCUUCCGACAGAUUUAGGAGAGACAACACGCUCGCGAACAUCAGGAAACACCGUAAGGUGUUGCUCCAGAUUGGUGACCCAGAGACGUACGGUUCAACCGAAUCAUUUUGCAUUGUGGACUGUGUAGACGGAGGAAGAGUAGCCGCGCCAAUGCCAGAGCAGCUGGGUUCCCGUGGAUGGUGGACUGUUAUCGGCUCCAAUUACGGUGUGAUCUGCGUCCAGUAUAGCACGACUGGUCCUGAUUUGAGACUCCUGUUAUGGAACCCGUUGCUGCGAGUCGUUCGGCCACUAGACGAUCCGGCCAAUAAACUACUUAAACAAGCCGUCAUCGGAUACGCAUUUGGAUACCGAGCGGGAAUUGACAACUACUGCAUCAUCUAUAUGUCAAAGAGGCACGUCCUAAAUAGGUUUUUGCACUGCAAUGUUUUCAACUUCACAGAAGGAAGCUGA
Molecule: messenger RNA, 594 nt
Organism: Arachis stenosperma
Lineage: Eukaryota; Viridiplantae; Streptophyta; Magnoliopsida; Fabales; Fabaceae
Exons: 1
Coding region: 1-594 (197 amino acids)
Molecular function (GO): protein binding
Source: RefSeq, a predicted model, not a curated record